This is a messenger RNA of Cucurbita pepo subsp. pepo (vegetable marrow), 1501 nucleotides long. Its product is annotated as putative transcription factor bHLH107. Gene Ontology annotation, biological process: regulation of DNA-templated transcription. The record is from RefSeq and is a predicted model, not a curated record. NCBI's taxonomy places the organism in Eukaryota, Viridiplantae, Streptophyta, Magnoliopsida, Cucurbitales, Cucurbitaceae. Gene Ontology annotation, molecular function: protein dimerization activity; DNA-binding transcription factor activity.
GCUUCAGUCAACAAACUGGAAUCGCCUCUCUGCAAUUCUCUCAUUUUCAGCGGCACUCUGCUCGAUUCUAUACCUCCAAAUCAAUCGUUGUUCAGUUUCAUCCGUGAAUUGAUCGGAAAAUCCACCUGAGUUCAUUGUAUUCUCGAAUUCUUUCCGAUUUCCAAGCAUCAAAUUCUUAGAAAUACAGUCUUGAUUUCACUUCCAGACUUGGAAAUGCUCAAAUUCAAGACGAUCAAGAAGAAGAUGUGGAUUUUCUCUCUGUGAUUCUCCCCGAUUAACCAUCUAUUUGCAGAAAUCGUUAUGGAAGGGAGGAAGAAACGAUCAAUCAAAGUCACGAUCAUCGCGAGAAGAGUUACCAGCAAGAUUUUCAGCAACAGAGUCUGUGUACAACAAAGCUUCCCUCUCCAUAAACUCUCCUUUUGGUUUGCCCCAACGAAUCGCCCUCCUGGACUAUUGUCUUCGACUUUCGGUUCGUAAGUGAUUUCCUAGUAACGAUUUCUCUAUUGGGGUUUUUGGAUUUUGCAAUCUAUGGCGUAUUCAUACGAUGCGACUGCUUCAAUCGACUCGUUUUUACAUAGUUUAGAGAAUUUUAAUUGUGGAUUUGUACGUGGUGGAUCAAUAUUAUCUCAGUCUUUAGUGUUGAAUGGUGAGAAGGGAGGGGUUGCAAAAGCCCCAAUUCUGCCGGCGAAGAAAAGGGGGUCGGAAGAGAAAGUACUUGCAGCGUUGAAGAAUCAUAGCGAGGCGGAGAGGCGGAGGAGAGAGAGAAUCAAUUCUCAUCUCUCGACCCUGCGUGGCCUUGUUCCUUGCCCUGCAAAGAGGGACAAAGCCACACUGCUAGCUGAAGUUGUUAGCCAAGUGAAAGAAUUGAAGAAGAAGGCUGCAGAAGCCAUCAAUGGUGUUUUUGUUCCAAUGGAUACCGACGAAGUCAAAGUCGAACCUUGUGGAAUCGAAGCAAAUGCCGCAUACAUGACCUUCAAGGCAACCCUUUGUUGCGAAUACCGACCCGAGCUUCUAUCUGAUCUUAAACAAGCUCUUGAUGCCCUUCACCUGAAGUUGGCAAAGGCAGAAAUAUCAACUUUGGGAAACCGGGUGAAGAACGUUUUCUUUUUCACCAGUUCCAUUGCAGAGAACGGUGAGCAUUCCAAGGCUUCCCAACGUCUCGUAUCAUCGGUUCAUCAGGCAAUAAGCUUUGUACUCGAGAAAGCUUCAUCCCAAGAAUAUUCGCCUAGAACGACACUCCCAACGAAAAGGCAAAGGCUGUGUAGCUCCUAUACAUCAAGCUCCUCCUCUGGAUCAUAAAUUCUGUUUGUGUCAACAGGUAAUACCACUCAUUUUCAUCUCAAACUUGCAGUUGUGUGAUAUAUUCAGCUGUGAUAAGCAUGUCUACUCUGUAUGUUUGGCUCAAUCAGCUUAAGAAGUUGGAAUGCUUUUCGACUAUGAUUGGGCAUAUAUUGUAUUCUGUUUUUUUUUUAGUUAUUGUAUAAUCAAUUACUUUGUGGAA